UGACAGUUCAUAAACUCUACCAUUCAAACAAUUUUCAUAAAUGUAACAAGUGAUUCAAUAAAGACGACUUUUCCCUCAUGAAAAUGGCACAAGGAACACCAGAGAGUGAAUUUAGUAUAGAGUGCUUUAGAAAUUACACAGCACCAGAAGUGUUCAUACAAGGAUUAGCAGGAAUUGUAGAUCAACAAGAUGUUGAAUCUAUGAUACGAGCACAAAAACAAAUGUUACAACGUUUCGAAAAAACAAAUGAAAUGCUAACAAAUUGCAAUGCAUUGAGUGCAAGUCGAUUGAAAACAGCUGGCGCGGAAUUUAAAAAACAUACACAAGUAUUAAUUGAAAUGAAAAAAGAUUUAGAUUAUAUUUUCAAAAAAAUACGAGUUAUUAAAGGUAAAUUAAAUGCACAAUAUCCACAAGCAUUUGCGGAAGCAGUUCGUAGUAGUUUAGCUGAAGAAGCUGAUGAAAAUGAUGAUGAUGAAACAAAUGCUCCAUCGUCGAGUAAUAAUAGUAUUAAACGAGAUAAUGCUGAACUAUAUGAAAAUUUACAAGCGGAAGAAGUAACGCCAACAGAAGAAACCGUAAGGGAAAAGGAACAUGAAAAAUUGAAAAAGGAACCAAGUAGUUCGUAUAGCAAUUCCGAUAGUGAAUAAAUUUAUCACUUUUAUUUUAUCUGAAUUGACUUUUUUCGCAUUCUAAGAUCUAAAAUCACAAAAAUUUUAAUGCUAGUAUUGCUAAAAAAGGCGAUUACUGGCCUGACCGAAUCUUGAGAAUGUGAAAAAUGUUAAUUAUUCUUGGUACAAUACGUACUGUGAUUGAAAAUCUGUACAUAUUUGAAAU
Messenger RNA from Chrysoperla carnea, 834 nucleotides. Its product is annotated as kxDL motif-containing protein CG10681. Gene Ontology annotation, biological process: lysosome localization. The record is from RefSeq and is a predicted model, not a curated record. Bases 78 to 647 code for a protein of 189 amino acids. Gene Ontology annotation, cellular component: BORC complex. The transcript has 3 exons. NCBI's taxonomy places the organism in Eukaryota, Metazoa, Arthropoda, Insecta, Neuroptera, Chrysopidae.